AUGGCGUCUGGACAAGAGGCAGCUCUUAAGAAACAGCAAGACCUCCAAUCGCAGUACACGAACUACAAAAACACCCUCCAGUCGCUUGCGCAGAAGGUAGGCGAGAUUGAACAAGAGAUAGAGGAACACAAGUCAGUCACAUCCAUCUUGUUUCGACAAGUCUUUGGGUUAUGUUUAAUUUUCAGACAAGAGAUGUCCAAUACUGACAGUUCGGCUAUGGGUAGACUCGUCAUGGAAACACUUGAACCACUCCCUCAAGAUCGCAAAUGCUUCCGACUAAUAAACGGAGUCCUCGUCGAGAGGACUGUCAAAGACGUUUUGCCCGCCCUCAAGACCAAUUCAGACGGACUGAAGCAGGUCUUAGAAGAACUACUCAAACAAUACAAGAGUAAGCAGGAUGAGAUGGACAGAUGGAAGGCGAGUUUGUGA
Cladophialophora bantiana CBS 173.52 is the source of this 429-nucleotide messenger RNA. RefSeq lists its product as uncharacterized. The coding region runs from base 1 to 429 and encodes 142 amino acids. The record is from RefSeq and is a predicted model, not a curated record. The transcript is spliced from 2 exons. NCBI's taxonomy places the organism in Eukaryota, Fungi, Ascomycota, Eurotiomycetes, Chaetothyriales, Herpotrichiellaceae. Gene Ontology annotation, molecular function: protein folding chaperone. Gene Ontology annotation, biological process: protein folding. Gene Ontology annotation, cellular component: cytoplasm; prefoldin complex.